AUGUUGGAAAGCAAGAAGCCAAUAAAUAAGGAGUACUUAGGCUUUUCCGAUAAAGAAAUCUACUGCUGUCUAAAAACUAUUUAUCAGUCUUUUAGCGCGGUUGAACUACGUAAUUGGAUACAUGAAAGUUGUGCUUUUAUCUUUAAAUGUGGAGAGAUACAUUUUUCGGAUUUAGUGAUUUUUCUGUGUCGCUUAAAAACGGUUACAAACGAUUCAUUCAUAAAUAACCCACUUCUUCCUGAUGAAGCAAAAAGGCAUUAUCUGAGGGUAUUCAUAAAGAAUAUUGAUUAUGUAGUUCUAUUCAGAACUCUGGAACAUUUUCUAUCAGAAUACGGAUUUGAUGGGAAAUUCGAGGGGUUUAUUCUUUGCUUUUUCCGUAAGCAACGUGAGUUUCUUCUCAACAUGUUCGACAGUUCAAUUGAUUCUGAUCUAAUAAAGAUAGACUCAAUAAACCUUUUGAAGUUAUUUGACAACUUUGCACCAAACAGUCAAUCUGAUAUCCUGUCCGCGCAGUUACUUUGGAUGAAUUUCUUUACAUCGCGAUGGUUGUCAUACAAUCCAAUGCAUCUGCUUGAUUUGAAGUUUCGUAUUUCCGUUACUGCUAGUAAAGUGCUUCACUAUAAUGGUUACAGUGAUGCAUCAGAAGCUCUGGCAAGAAAAUCGCUGGUUGAUUUUGCUGAGAUGCAUCAACUACGGGACCAGGAGAAAAGUUUGAUGUCGACCACCUCCAGUAAUUUAUUUCACGUGGUUGCUAUCGAACUUUCUUCCAUGGUGUUUAAACGAUCUGUCUUUGAAUCACGUAAACGUCCACAAGGUUAUCUCCGACCAAAAGUCAGGGUUGAAUUCGCUACACUAUUACAGCAUUCAUGGCCUCGAACAAUUACUGAACGUUAUCUAAAUCAAUUAAUUCCAAAUUCAUCUGCUCAAAUAUUAGCUAUUUUAGAAGCAUUAAGCUUAAAGCCUGGAGAAAGAAGAAGUUUAAUCACACCAAAACCACCAGUAGAUUCAUCUGAUUGGGAAAUGUCUGACGUUUAUACUGAACUUUUUAUUGCGUCAAUGGAGUUAAUUUAUCCAAAUUCUUCUAAAAAAUUGAUUCCUAAUUUUCUAUCUGGAAUACACGUCAUUCGUAAAAUACCAGUAGAUAGAGAGAAAACUUCUACAGGUUUAAUAAAUCAUACAAUAGCAUUGAAUGAAACAAAAUUUUUGAAAUGGACACAACUAGAUUUAAUUCAUUAUCAGUACAAUUACCAUGAUUCCGCCGAAGAAUAUGAUGAAAACGGAGAAUUGUCAUCAGAAUCAAAAGCAACACCUUCAUCAACUAUAAAUACAAACGUUAGUUGUACAAUAGAUAGUUUGAUGAAAUUAAUACAAAUCUAUUUUGCAUGUGCUCAGUACGAUAUUUUCGAUUUGGUAUCACGAGAUACUUUGCAUGUUUUCGAAGAAAAACUAUCAGAUCUAAUUAAAGAACAAGCACCUAAAGAAUUUAUACAUUAUAUUCAAGCACAAAUUGAUACAUUAGAAUUACUUCGUGCGUUACACUCUGCACAGUUGUCAAUAAAAGUAUUGAAUAAAAACGAGAUAAUAGAGGAUGUAUUACAACAACCUAUUGCACAAGAAACUCCAGCGGCUAAUUUAAGUAAAAGUUCUAUGAAACAACAGGAUACAUCAAAUUCGGCAAUCGAUUUCUUGGAUAGUGAUAAAGAAGUAAAUUCAACUAGAUUAUUACAUAAUCAAACAUUGAUUUUAAACUUUUUACCAAAAGGUAUAAUAAAAUUAAUACAAAAAUUGCAUAAUAUCGUUAAGAAAAUAGAUGAACUUCAGAUCUCUAUGUAUGAUAAUGCAAUUUUGAUAGAUAUUAUUAUAAUAUUAUGGGAUUAUUGUCAUAUAUUAUGUCAUAAAUGGUUCAUUCAGAAUAAAUUGAAAAUAGAAUAUUUCAACACAAUUCAAAUGAAACUAAUUGGAAUUCUUUACUUAUUUAGUCUUAUGAAGACCUUACUUGAAUCGUUAAACAUUGAUGUAGCAGAUGGUUUGAUGUCAUGUAAUCUCAUAUUUUAUGUUAUAUGGAUUACGGAAAUGUUUGAGCAAAAAUUAUUUCAUCAUAAUUCUAGGAAAGAAUCAAGUCAUAAUUUUCUAUUAGAUUCAAUGAAUAUUAAAUUAUUAUUAAAAGCAUUAACGUUACAAAUGAAACCAGAUGAUGUUUGUGGUGCUACAGAAUGCAAUGAAAACGAUAAGUUAGCCAUAUGUUUAAUUGAUCUUUGGACUGGUAUAUGGAAUAAAGUAAUGGAUAUAAUUUACUGGUCACGCAAUAUGAUUAGUAAAAGAAUGAUAUUCCUUCAGAUAAAUCAUCCGAAGAAUUUGGAAAUUAAUAGUCUUUCAGAGCUACAAGUUGAACUGUUGUGGUUCGAGCACACAAUCCGAUGGAAACUCCGAAAUUUAGAAUGGUUAACGUGGUGUGAUUUGAAUGAAAUGUCCAAAGAAAAAGUACACAAGAAAAUUGAACAAAUGGAUGAAAAUUCACUUAAACAAUGUGGUCGAAAUAAAAUGUCUAAAGUAUUUUACUAUUGUCUUAAAGCAGAAACUGAAGUAAACAAUGAAACAGCUAAAAAAUAUUACAAGAUUGCCGAAAAACUACUAUUCAAUAAAUGGUCAAAUGAAUUCCAUUCUAUUGGUAGUAAAGAAGUUAUCGAUUGUCAACGAUCAACUGGUUUUAGUAAGCCACAUGAAAAUACACUGGCUACUGAAAGGUUUCGGUCUGAUAGACCGCCACCACCUAUAGUGAUUGCUAAAUGCGAAAAUUCAAUGGUAUUUCAAACACAAAAGUGGAAUCCGUUAUCUGGAGAACAGGUUCAUUUUUAUGCAUUAUACGGAAAACAGACAUUUGUAUCCAAUCAGAAAGUUCACAUCACUGAUAAUAAGUUAACCAACACCGGGAUUUUGGUCAUUUGCAAUAACAGUUCCACGGCUUACAAUAAAGAAGGUCACCCGAUAGGAUCACAUAAACAUGGUUUAGGUCACAGUACAAAACCGGUUUUAGCUUAUUCUUCGCUAUGCAUUUAUACGGGAUUAUGUCAUCUUCUACAGUCGGCGUUUCGACGUAAUCUAUCCCAAUGUCUAAUGGCUCAAUCAGUUAACAUAAUCUGGGAAUAUUUAACAGAGAAAUAUGAUACAAUAGAUGAUGAUAAUUCAACUCAUUUAACUGGUUUAAAGUUGAAAGAACUAAAUAGUUUCCAAUGUUCAAGCAUAUUAUUGAAGCACCUAACGACAUGUAUUUUAUGGCACUGCUCAUUUAUUCAGAAGUCUGAAAAUCUACGUUCAUGUACAUUUGAUAAUUCCACUUAUUUGUUGGACAAACAAAUUCAGAAAAUCCAUUUGUCUGAAAAGUUGAUAAUUGGUUUGGAGUUAAGCGCUGUGUUGAAUGAUGUGCAACUAUUGCUAGAUUUUGCUAAUCUGAUCUAUGAAACAUUGAGUUUUAACAUAGAAAUGAGUUCUGUAACGCAUGAUUAUGCUAAGAUUCUAUUAAAAUCAUUAACAAUAAUUCUUGGCGUUAGAAAAUGUACUACAAAAUUAAUAUUAUUAGAUGAAACAUUGAAUAGAAAACUUACUCAAAUAAUGAUCAAGUUUACAUUUGAAUUAAUCAAAGUUUUCGAAGUGUUAAAUGAACUUAAAGGUAUUGUUACAAUAUUGAAAAUUGUAAAAGUCACAUUAAGUCAAUUAAUGAAAGAUAUCAAACCAAGCAUUAACAUGUCAACAAAAAAACGGAUUUCUCAGGGUAAACUAAGUUCGAAUUAUUUAACUGGACGAAGAAAAUCAAGGCAGAAUACCGAUCAAAUGGAUGAAUUAAACUCAGUCAUUAAAACGAUAGAUGCUUAUAGCUAUCUGGUUACAGCUAAAUUAAAUCCUCCAAGAGGAGAAUUAUUUGGUUACGAAGAUGAAUAUCAAGCGAUUGCAUGUAUGGCAACUAAACCAAUAAAAGCUGCAAUAAAAGAUGUAAUAAAAUUCAAUCGGCGAACAAUAUUUUUACAAUUGGUCAAUGUAAUUUUAGAAAGAGUUCAUGUUAGUCAAAUUAAUUUGAUUCAAUCAUGUUUAAAUGAAAUACGUACAUGGUUGAAUCAUCGUGAUCAAUUACUUGUUAAAUCAUGUCAAUCCUAUGAAACAACAGAUAUAAUGAAAUUAAAUGAUAAUAUGAAUGCAACCAGUCUAGAUAAGACAAAAUCAGCGGGCUAUUCGCAAGAAAUGAAUCACCUGUUCAGUUUGCUAACUGAUUAUUACUCGCACAAAAUGAGACGUAUGAAACUGAGAAAUGUAUGCCAAGAUGAAUGGACACAACGUUCACAGUUCAAUCUACUGCAGGCACAAACUGAACAAAAUGAAUUAUUGGAGAAAUGGCAACCGAUUAUUGUUCAGACAGAAGUAUUGGUGAAGAUGGAACAAUUGGAGUGGUUCACAUACUAUAAAGACAAUAUUAUUAUUGAUUAUGAUCAAACACUAACUGAAAGUUUGCUAGACAAACAGAGUAAAAUGAAUCUCAGAAAAUCGAUAAACCAUAUAGACAAUAAAAAAUUGGACAGAUUGGUUUUCAGCGUACCACAAGGAAGCACCAGAGCAGCUUAUAAAGCAUCCCAAGCUAUAUUCAAUUAUUUGGGUUCAUUUGUUCAGGAACAUCUAUAUGAUACCCAUAAUUAUGAAAAAAACGAUAAAAAUCAGUGUCCAGUUAUGGAAAAUGAACACGAAAUAAAUGAAGAUUUUAUUGACACUCAGUUUGUUCUAAAGUUAUCAGACAACAUUGAAAAAAUCUUUGAUUUUAUAAAAAGAUCAACAAAUCUUGGAUAUCGAGCUAAAUGUUGGCCAAAAGUGUAUAAUGCUGCAAAAUUCUGUUGGAAUGCAACAUCAUUAUUAAGUUCACUGUUGUGUAAACUAUCAGUAUGGUGCAAUGAAGCAAAAAUACGCAGAGAAACAGAUGUAAAGUUAGAAGCAAACAUCAGAAUAACUAACAAAAAUUCACGUAAAGGAAUAAAUACAGACGGAGAGAAAAACUCACUCCAAACACAAGCACGUAAUAGCUCAGUUUCGGAAAUUAUGAAUUACUUAAAGCAAUGUACAAAUCGUAGAGCAUUAGCCAACAUUGCAUGGUCUUGUUGGUUUAUGUCUACUGAUAAUAUCUUAGAUUUAUUUGGAUCUUCACUGAAUCAUACGAAAUCACAGAAACAAAGUCCAGAUAUGAUAAUGAUUGGUUAA
Schistosoma mattheei is the source of this 5235-nucleotide messenger RNA. The record is from the annotation of a GenBank genome assembly. Lineage: Eukaryota; Metazoa; Platyhelminthes; Trematoda; Strigeidida; Schistosomatidae.